UUAAUUUAGUUUAUUGCCAAUUAACAUACACUUUUAUAUUACUGAUUUGGGCAUUGAGAAGCACAGAAGAUAGAAAAAAUUACAUGAGAGCUUAUGCAAACGCCUUUCAUCCCCCUUCCCCAGGCACAACUUCAGAUCUUUAUGAGCAGGAUCAUGGCAGCGAUAAGAGAUUUCCGCACUGUCCUUAAACUGCUGGGACGUGGCCCUUUAUCCAGGGAGGUAGAGAGGCCUUUGCCACAAGCAGCAGUGGGCCACUUACAGGCAGCAGUCAGAAAGUCUGGAAUGGCAACAAGUAGCAAAAAGCCAGCAUGGGACUGGUGCCUGAAAAGAGAGGAAGGCUUUUUGCAUUUGUCUUAAUAAACCACUGCAUUUAUUUCUUAAUUGCUUUCUCAUUUAGGUACUUUCACAUCCUGCCUCUCACAGCCAAACAUGAAGUCCCAAGGUUUGUGGUUGAUUCUACCUUAUAACACUACAGGAAGACAGAAACUAUAAUCUCUGUUUUGUGGAUGGGAGUUAAACACCAUUCCUAAAGUCACAUAGAAAGUCUGAGACAGACUUUCUGAAGACAGACUUCAGGCUUCUUGAGCACUACCUAAUGGCCUCCCCUCCCAUUUAUGUGCUUCUGUCUGGAGAAAAGACAAACCGUGUCAAUCUGACUUUUUAUUUAAAAGAACGUUAUUUGCUUUCAAGGUACACCUUUCACUUUGCAUUAUGUCCUGCAGUAGAUCAGUUUAGGCUGCAUUACAAUAGGCAACCAAAACUGUUCCCGAAACAGCACUAUAUUUCACCAAGAAAGCAAUUAUAAACUUUCUGGAUACUAGCCCAAAGCUAGUAUCUGAGUCAUAUCUGCUCAAAUUUCAUGCCCAGAGUUUGCUCUGACAUUGGUUGGCCUGCUCUUCUCACCUGCUGUAUUAUCAAACAAUUCUCUAGGCAGGAACCAGGCUGUUGCGUUUAGUACAUGGAAAUGAAACAAAUAAUGCUCUCUCACAUGCCUCACAUGCUUGCUUUAAGAUCACACUUCCACCACCUGGCAUCUGAUGGUAUAAAAUGAGGGGCAUGAGCAGUGUGUUAACAUUUCCAAUGCUACUGUGGAAAUUCAUUGCUGCUUCUUGAAAAACAAUGACAUUUUUGCAGAACCAUAGCAGGGAGUUGCUUAAGCAGGCACUGCAAAGGCCUUCAAAAAUAUUUACUCAGCAGAGUCAAUACUGGGCUCCGUGGAUUUGGCAGAAUGAGUCCUGUGGAAGCAGGCUGUUGCUGUAUGCCAUGCAUGCCCAAAUUGACAUGGAAGAAACUUCCCUCCAGUGUUAUCGCUUGAUCUCAAAAUAUACGCUGCACAAAUACAGCAAAACACAGCCAGUUUCUCUGCAGCAUUUGUCCUAAUCAUUUUUUCCAUGGGGUUUUGGUCCCCUGCCUUCUUAUAGCCAAAUAACUCAUCCAAACAAUAUGGUAAGCUUUCCAACGUUACAAUAGCUUGAAAAGCUCAGUGAAGAGUAGAAGCAUUCAUAAAAGUCAGACUCGAUAUAUUUUUAAAUCAAAAUAACUUUUUUUUUUUUUUUUUUAUGAGCACAGUUCUUCCUGUAACUUUGGACACCAAUUUUGCUCUUUUUAUUGAAAAGCAGACUAAUCUAAAUAUUUUGAAGCAUUUAUCUGAGGAAGGGGAAAACCUUACUUCUUCUGCCCUUCCAGUGUUAUUUUUUUUUCUUUCAGAAGGAGAUUCUGCGGUAUUCCUCUUUGUAUUCACACUGUUCAUAUGCCUAAAACAGAGUAGAUAUCAACUGAGUUUUUAAAAAAAUCCAUGAGUUUUCCAUUUGAAUUUGUCUAUUUUUUCUUAGCUGUAUCUCACAAAGAAGAGCCAAGCCCUGUAGACUGAUUUUCUUGGGCUUUUUUGUCUGUUUAGCAUGAAAUAAAUACUGCUGAUGGUGUUGUGAGAGCUAUAGCAACUGGCUUCAUGUCACCCUAGAGACUACUUUUCAAAUCACCUAUCAGGUCUGUUCCAAAAGAGGACCUUUUGCUUUCUCAUAUGGCGUAUUUUCAAAUGAAUAUGCAGUUUAAAGAGUUUAACUGCAAUGACUAAUUUCUGCCAUCACAAGCAUCUCUGUGAGUCCAUAUUUUUUUAUUUCUUUAUUUACUUGAAGAAAAAUUGUUUGGAGAGGAUAGAGCUAUUCCUUUAUCUCUGGUAAAUGAAAAGGCCCUGUAGCUGGGUGUGAGUGGUGGGGCUGAGGGGCUCACCCUUCCUCAUCACUGAAAAGUGGCAGAACCCAUUCCCUCCUUUCUGUAACCAGGGGCUUAAAUACUGGGACACCCUCACCACUACCCCAUAACAAACAAGUUGGGAAAAAGCCACAGCUUUCUGUGAAGGACUGAGAUGAGAGGAAGCGAAGGGAAAGGACCAAGCCUCUGGAAGUGCCUGGGGAUUUUGCUCUGAGGUACAUCCCAGCAUGGCACAUGUGGCAGCUCAAAGAAGCUCUUAUCUCAGCAGCUUGCUCUCGCUGUCUUUGAAGUAUGUGGUAAUGGCCCAGGCGUUUGGCAGAGCAAAUAACCAACCCCAACUUUUUCCACCUACACACAAACCUUGGGACAGAGGUGCUUGAAGGAGUCAGCACUGACGAAUGCAAAAAACUUGCUCCUCUUCCUGCAGAUACCUCUGUUUCCUCGGCUCUGCUCUGUUUUUUUGAGGUCCUUCCAUGUAUAAAGAGGAGCCAGAGCAGCCCUUGGCUCAGUCCUUUCUCCAGGCAUCAGAGGCAGUUGAAGAAGCAAGGUGCUCGAUGUGCUGGGCAGACCUGCUUGUCCUUCUCCCCGCAGCCCCGUACCGACUGGUGGCUUUCCCCUUCGCUGCUCUCUUCCACCACCUCUGUGCUUCGGGGCACCUCUCGCUGACUGCCCGGCAUGUAUUCCUCCUUGCUGGAGGAUGUCUCCUUGCUGGCACAGCCAUGGGCAGCUAUGCUGUGUUGCUCCUCAUCCCUGCUGCCGGCUCCGUGCUUGUCCUCCUCUCCGUCAGCCCAGCUCGUGCCCACAUCUGGGUCUUCGCCUUCCAGAUGUCCUGGCAGACCCUCUGCCACCUGGGUCUGAGCAGCCAGGAGCUGGACCCACAGGAUGCCAGGCCAGCCACCGCCCUCUCUGCCAUCAUGCUGCUCACCCAGAAGGCUACAUCCCUGGCCCUGGAUAUCCACGAAGGGCUUGCGCCGCUCCAGCCCAACCGUGGGCUUUUGCAGCGCGCGCUGCCCCUCUGCAGCUACCUGCUCUUUUUCCCAGCCCUCCUCGGAGGUCCCCUGUGCUCCUUCGGCAGGUUUCGGGCCCGGGCCGAGUCCUGCGGCGCCGUCCCCGGCUGGCUGAGGGCCGCGGGCCGGCGGUGCCUCUGCGCCGCGGCCGUGCAGGGGCUGCGCGUGGGGCUGGCGGGAGGGCUGGCGGGCCGGCCGGGCUGCGCCGGCCUGGGCUGCCUGCCCGGCGUCUGGGCGCAGGCUCUGCUCCUCCGCCUGGCCUACUACUUGCACUGGGCGCUGGAUGAGGCCCUCCUCGACGUGGCAGGCUUCGGGCCAGAGGCGGGACAGGGAGACCUUUCCAUCCGCGACCUGUGGACGCUGGAGACCACUCACCGCCUGGCCGUCUUCACCCGAACCUGGAACAAGAGCACGUCCCGCUGGCUGAGGAGGCUCGUCUUCCAGCGCUGCCCGGUCCAACCGCUCCUAGCCACCUUUGCUUUCUCUGCCUGGUGGCAUGGCCUCCGACCUGGGCAGCUCUUUGGUUUCCUGUGCUGGGCUGUCAUGGUGGAGGCUGACUACCGCAUCCAUCCCUUCCUCAGCGCCCGGGCCACCUCCCAGGGUGCGAAGCUGCUCUACCGUGGCACAACCUGGGUCUUCACGCAGCUUAUCGUCGCCUACAUCCUGGUGGCUGUGGAGACCGAGAGCUUCCCCAAGCUCUGCAUGCUCUGGACUUCCUGCAACAGCAUCCUUCCCCUCUCCUACAGUCUCGCGCUGCUGCUGCUGCUUGCCAAGAACCACAGAGAGGGGCUUCAGCCCCUUGAUCAUCUUUGUGGCCUCCUCUGGGACCUCAUGUGA
This is a messenger RNA of Tyto alba (common barn owl), 4055 nucleotides long. It is a transcript of the gene MBOAT4, whose product is annotated as membrane bound O-acyltransferase domain containing 4. The coding region runs from base 2685 to 4055 and encodes 456 amino acids. Gene Ontology annotation, cellular component: endoplasmic reticulum membrane. Gene Ontology annotation, biological process: peptidyl-serine octanoylation; lipid modification. The record is from RefSeq and is a predicted model, not a curated record. Gene Ontology annotation, molecular function: serine O-acyltransferase activity. Lineage: Eukaryota; Metazoa; Chordata; Aves; Strigiformes; Tytonidae. The transcript is spliced from 4 exons.